ACCGAACCUAACCUUUUUCUAUGGGAAGCCAUGAUGGAAGUUUGAGAGUUAGCAGGGGAGAAACAAGAAAAGGAAAGGGGGCAUGCAUGGGAAAUCGCUGAAAAUGAUUUCGUCAAAAACACAGUAGCAAAUUUUCACCAUCAAGGUGGAGGCUGUCAAUGUAUCCCACGUCUGUUGGAAUUUUGAAACCGUGGAUGGUUCGAUUGGAAAUAUUUUAGCGUUAAAAUUUCGUUUUUUAAAGAAUAUACGUGCUAGCAAACUAUGGAGCUAGCCAGCUAACCAGCCGCUAUCCAAAGCCACAGUACUUGUGUGCAGAUAGCAAGUCGUCUGUCACAGUUCUGGCUUAGGACCGCCGGAGAGGAUCCUCUCCGCCUUUGCAGCUCAAUCACGGCGGCUGCGGCGGUCUCAGAGACUUGGCGUGUUUUCAGAUUAUUGCGGUGCGAGACUUGGAGGAUUGUCUACCUUUUCACUUGGAGGAUUGCAAGCCAGUUAGUGGGAUCUUGGAAGCCGGGCCUGCGGUGGCCCUCCUUUAUGAGCCAGCAGCAGAAGCCAUUCUAGCAAAUAGCCCUGAACGUCAGUUAGCUAGCAGGAGCUAGCUGACAUAACCAUUCACUCCAAGGGGACUGCGAAAUCAAGCAACCAAAAGGGAGCGAAGGCAUUUUAAUAAAAAAAAAUACUUUAUUGUAACCUGACAAACUCAAGGACACCUGUCACAGCCAUGGCUGCGAAAAUAAAGGAGUUUGUUAGUAGAAACAAGAGAAGAUAUCAGGAAGAUGGAUUUGACUUGGACUUGACCUAUAUUUAUCCAAACAUAAUCGCUAUGGGCUUUCCUGCCCAGAGAAUUGAGGGGGUCUACAGAAACAACAUAGAUGAUGUUGUACGGUUUCUAGACUCCAAGCAUAAAAAUCAUUAUAAAAUCUAUAAUCUAUGCGCUGAAAGAAAUUAUGAUGCUACCAAAUUUAAUUGUCGUGUGGCCCAAUACCCUUUCGAGGACCAUAAUCCUCCACAACUGGAGCUGAUUAAGCCCUUUUGUGAAGACCUUGACAAGUGGUUGAGCGAGGAUGAUAAUCAUGUGGCGGCCAUCCACUGCAAAGCAGGGAAGGGGCGCACCGGCGUGAUGAUCUGCGCCUACCUGCUCCACCGGGGCAAGUUCCUCAAGUCCCAGGAGGCGCUCGACUUCUACGGCGAGGUUCGGACCACAGACAAGAAGGGAGUGACUAUUCCCAGCCAGAGGCGCUAUGUCCACUACUACAACUACCUGCUGAAGAACAACCUGGAGUACAAGCCUGUGGCGUUGCUCUUUCACAAGAUGGUGUUUGAGACUGUGCCAAUGUUUAGUGGAGGCAACUGCAGGGAGACUGGUGUUAAAAACAAGAUCGAGCAGAUUCCCCACGGUUUCAGGAAAGGGAAUUGGCACUGGGAUCCCCAGUUUGUGGUCUACCAGCUGAAGGUGAAGAUCCACACCUCCAACCCCAUGCACACGCGACGCGAGGACAAGUACGUGUUCUUCGAGUUCCCCCAGCCCCUGCCAGUGUGUGGGGACAUCAAGGUGGAGUUCUUCCACAAACAGAAUAAAAUGAUGAAGGACAAGAUGUUCCACUUCUGGGUGAACACGUUCUUCGUCCCCGGACCAGAGGAGAACUGCGAGAAGAUGGAGAACGGGGGUCUGGUGAAGGACCUGGACAGCCUCCCGGCGGCGGAGAAGGGGGAGAACGGCAGGGAUUACCUCAUCAUGCCGCUGACGAAGAACGACCUUGACAAGGCCAACAAGGACAAGGCCAACCGAUACUUCUCCCCGAACUUUAAGGUGAAGCUGUACUUCACGAAGACGGUGGAAGAACCGUCCAACUCCGAGGCCAGCACCUCCACGUCAGUCACGCCGGAUGUAAGUGACAAUGAGCCGGACCAUUACCGAUACUCGGACACCACAGACUCUGACGCCGAUAACGAACCGUUCGACGAGGAGCAGCAGAUAACGAAAGUCUGACAAUAUUUUUUAUGGUGGAAAUAAACGAAAGACACACACACAUACAAAGAGACGUACACAAAAAAAACCUGAACGUUUGAAAAAAGGAGAAAACUUGAAUAUGAACUGAAAAAGCAAGUACCUUUUUUUUAUUAUUUUUUUUUUUCCUCUUUUCCAGACUGAGGUAGUUUGUCACAAAAAAAUGGCCACUGGUUUGUAGGGACAAUAAUCUCGACCAAUCACUUUCUUUCCUGCUUUGUUUUGUCUUUCCUUUUUUUGUUUUUACUCUGUCCCUUCUCUCUCAUGUGCAAGUAUGGACACCGGCUCUCAGUCCUAAAGGUUCACUAGCUAGUAUGUACAUAAUGUCACGUGGUUGAAGGGGGGGAGUGAAACGCGCAAUCAGGAGAGUGGAGACCAGGGGUCGGGAGACAACUCAGUCAAAAAAAGCUAAAGCUCGCUGCUCCUUCUCCUUUCCAUACCAAGGCCAGUGCUCCAUGAGCUUUCUCUCUCUCUUUCUUUUUUUUUUUUCUCUCUCUCACUUUCUCUUCCUCUCUCUCUCCAUCUCCCCCCCCCCCCCCCCCCCCCUUUCUCUGUGACCAUGUCCUAACUACACGCAACAUGAUAGGGUGCAACAAGGAAAUCCCAUCUCUUCCAUGUUGUUUUUGUCUGAAUCGGCUGUGUCUGUUAAAGGCCUGCUCUCACACUAAGAAGGUUCUGACGACUA
Molecule: messenger RNA, 2690 nt
Organism: Clupea harengus (Atlantic herring)
Lineage: Eukaryota; Metazoa; Chordata; Actinopteri; Clupeiformes; Clupeidae
Gene: ptenb
Product: phosphatase and tensin homolog B
Biological process (GO): phosphatidylinositol dephosphorylation; regulation of phosphatidylinositol 3-kinase/protein kinase B signal transduction; cell motility
Cellular component (GO): nucleus; plasma membrane; cytosol
Molecular function (GO): inositol-1,3,4,5-tetrakisphosphate 3-phosphatase activity; phosphatidylinositol-3,4,5-trisphosphate 3-phosphatase activity; protein tyrosine phosphatase activity
Source: RefSeq, a predicted model, not a curated record